AUGUCGAAAAUUGUUGAACGCGUUUCGAAAAUUGGCAAAACUCUGUAUGAGCACAAAAAGAAGGCGGCGUUUGUCGCGUUUUUGGGAUAUUUGGGAGCCGAUUGGGUGGUGAAAUGGAAUAGAAAUCAAAAUAUUCGAAGCGCCUAUGCGAAACAAGCGCUUCAAUUUGGAGAGAAAAUCACAAAUCCUGAUGAUCGUCCGCGGCGAGUUUUCGUUUUGGUGAACGUCGAAGGGAAUUCGCGGAAUUGCUUCGACGAUUUCAACAAAAAUGCUCUACCGCUGUUCCAUUUGGCGGGAAUUCAAGUGGAUAUUAUGAAGGCAAAAAAUGAGCACCAACUUGAAUCAUUGGCCGGAGCUCUAGAUUCGCAAGAAGCUGAUGUCGUGUAUAUCGUCGGAGGUGAUGGGACCAUUGGAAAAGUGGUGACGGGGGUAUUCAGAAAUCGAGAUAGAGCGCUUCUUCCGAUUGGAAUCUAUCCCGGCGGCUAUGACAACUUGUGGCUGAAACGAAUGGUGCCGACGGUUUUUGAGCGCACUGAAGACGUUCGAGCCGCUUGCGAGUCGGCAAUGGCUGUGAUUGAGGAUCAGAAGCGGGACGUCUACGCGUUCGAAAUGCUCACCGGCGAAUCGCAAGAGGGCCCGAUUUAUGGGCUCAGCGACGUCGGCGCCGGAUGGUUUCGGUCGAUCGAAGACACCCGAAAGAAGUUUUGGUAUUUUUCGAUAAUCAAACGCCGAUGGGCCUAUUUGUGGGAGAUGAUCAAGAGAAGCCCCGAAGACGUCGAGCUCACCAUCGAGUACGAGAAUCCGUGUUCGGGCUGCUCGAAUUGUCGUCCGAAGGUUGUGUUCGAGGCGCCGGCGUGGCGAUGGUGGCACGUGUUGACGGGAUCGCCGCGCUAUAAGAACACCGAACUUCAACGCGACUUCUCGUCAGUUCAAAAUGAAAAUUGUGGAGUCGCGCAAAAAAUUGAGACGAAAGGAACCGAGCUGAUCAUCGAGAACGAGCAAAAAGAGGACUACUCGCAAUUGAGAUUGCGCGUCGGCGGCACGAACGCCGGCAGAAUCGGUGUGAUCGCCGACGGAUGGAAACGAUGCGCCGAUGGUGUCGUCGGCAGAAGCCCGAACGCCGAUUUCUACACAACCGACAUCGACGCCAAAUCGUUGACGUUUCGAAUUUCCAAUUUGCCCGAGUACAUCCGGCGGCUUUACAUCUCCAGUGCUCCGACGCCCAAAGAUUCGGACGUCGUCGACAAGCCGAUCACGAUUCGCGGAACACAAAAGAAGCUCGAGGUGUUCCUUCCGUCAGCGAUUCGACUUGAAAUUUGA
Molecule: messenger RNA, 1320 nt
Organism: Caenorhabditis bovis
Lineage: Eukaryota; Metazoa; Nematoda; Chromadorea; Rhabditida; Rhabditidae
Source: the annotation of a GenBank genome assembly